Molecule: messenger RNA, 1980 nt
Organism: Penicillium digitatum Pd1
Lineage: Eukaryota; Fungi; Ascomycota; Eurotiomycetes; Eurotiales; Aspergillaceae
Source: RefSeq, a predicted model, not a curated record
AUGGACGUGAAAUCUGCGCCUUUACCACCGUGCCAGAUAUGCCAGGUGCGCCAGGCUCCUCAUCGAUAUGCUCGUUGGGGAUUGCCCCUGGCUGUCGCAGUGUUGAUUCUGUUAGUCUGGCCUAUCCCACUAUCCUCAUGGAAGGUGGAUGAUCCUUUGGACAUUCCAGUCACCUGGGCGGAAAUCGUUCCGUCGCAGUCGCUGGAAUACCACAAUUGUGGCGAUGAGUUCCAAUGCGCGAGACUAGAAGUACCCAUGGACUACCAACGGACAGAUGGAAAAGGUCGCUCAUUUGCCCUGGCUGUUGUCCGACUGCCUGCCAAAGUCCCAGUCACCGAUCCGCGGUAUGGGGGCGCAGUGCUGAUCAAUCCUGGUGGCCCUGGUGGCCCUGGAACAGUGCAAGCAUUCGAGACGGGUCGAAAUCUCCAGCUGAUCAUUGAUGCGGAGGUUGACCCAAAAGAGACCGGAGCAGAAACUGGGAACAAAUACUUUGACAUCAUCGGAUUUGAUCCUCGUGGAGUAGGGUCCACAACACCUCCAGUGAUGUGUUUCCCUGACCCCGUAUCUCAAAGGAAUUGGGAGUUACAAGUCUCCGCGGAAGGCAUGCUAGGAAGUGGACCGGACUCCUUGCAGAGAAACUGGCAGCGGACGCACGCGCUGAACUCAGGCUGUUCCGUAACCGAUCGGUCGAGUCUCGGAGCAGAUGAGCCAAUGAUGUCCUAUGUCAAUACACGACUUGUUGCGCAGGACAUGCUAACCAUCGUCGAGCGCCAUGGAGAAUGGCGUGAGAAGGAAGGCCUAAGAGCCCAGAAAGCCCACAACAGGUGUCAUGGACUGGAUGAAGCAGACGCGAUCUUGAAGCGCACUACAUGGCACCGCGGCAAAGAGCCACUUCUCUACUGGGGUCGCUCAUAUGGUGCCCUGCUAGGCACCACCUUUGCAUCGCUCUUCCCAGAGCGAGUCGGACGGGCCGUUCUCGAUGGCGUAGUCGACAUGGUGAAGUACUACCAAGGAAAAGGACCGAACGUUGUUGCUGACGCGGAUGCCAUCUUCGAUCGAUUUUCCCAUUACUGUGAUGAGGCUGGACCCGCGGGAUGUCCCUUCUAUGUGGAGGGUGGUCCAGACGCCAUCGGCGCAGCCUAUUGGCAACUUGAGCAGCAGAUUUUCAACAACUCAAUCCCUGUCAUAGCAUCCGCAGAACGCGGACCAGAAGUUGUAACUUGGACAGAUAUCAAAGCGAUUCAGCGUGUUGCCAUCUACCAACCUCUCCUUGCAUUCCCCAUCCUGGCAGAUAGAAUGACCGAAUUAGGCAAGGGGAAUGCAGUCCCCAUGGCUGACUUCAAACAUGGUAGCCACUUCAGUGCUUGUCCGUCCAAAGACUGUAGUCUCGCUGGACCUUGGUCCCCUGAAUGUGCUACAUCGCAGGAUAACAUGCUCUACGCCAUGGCCGCUAUCAUGUGCUCGGAUGCUGAACACUUGACCACUCCGAAUCGUGAGCAGUUCCAGGCAGAUUGGUCUAGCCUUCUGGCAGAUAGUGCAUGUCUGGGGGAUUAUUUGGCGCAAUUGCAAUUGGGCUGUGUUGGAUGGAAAGCCAAGGCCAAGUACCCUUUCACAGGGCCGUGGGGCGCUGCUACCGCUCAUCCCAUGCUAUUCGUAUCGAAUACUCUGGAUCCAGUGACCCCUCUCCGCGGCGCCCAACACAUGUCCCAAAUUUUCCCAGGAUCUGGAUUGCUACAGCAAGAAUCAGAAGGACACACAACACUCACAGCCCCAUCAAUUUGCGUGGCCAAGGCCAUUCGCCAUUAUUUCCAGACCGGUGCACUUCCAACGGAAGGAACUCUGUGCGAGGCCGAUUUGAAGCCUUUGGUUGGAUCACCACAUCAUCUCGCGAAGAUCACUCAGAGCCUCAAUCCAUCUGACCGUAGACUGUUCGAGGCAUUGAUGGCAGAGGUUCAGCGAUCGCCUCUGUAUCCGCUAUGA